AUGUUUUGUACCGUGUUUCUUAGGAAUAGGUGUCCACUUCUCAUUUCGUGUCCACUUCUCAUAUCGUGUCCCCUUCACUUUUGGAGACCCCUUCCUUAUUUAGUGUCCUUCUCCUGUUUUGUUGCGUCUUCACUUCUGGUGCCCUUUCUUUUUUCGUGUCUCUUCUCUUUGGGAGACCGUUUCACGCUAAUUGUUCCCUUCUCUUUUGUCGCAUCUUUUUUCUGGCGUCCUUUGUUAAUUCGUGUCUCUUCUCUUUUGAAGACAUCUUUUUCAUUUAGUGUUCCCAUCUCUUUUUUUGCGUCUUCUCUUCUGGUGUCCUUUCUAUUUUUGUGUCUCAACUCUUUUAAAGACGGGUUCUCAUUUUUAUUCCCUUCUCUUUUAUUGCGUCUUAGUUUCUGGUGUCCUUUCUUUUCUCGUAUCCCCUCUUUUGGAGACGGCUUUCUUGUUUACUGUUCCUUUCUUUUUUAUUGCGUCUUCUCUUCUGCUGUCCUUUCUUUUUUCGUAUCCUUUUUCUUUUGGCAACCUCUUUUUCAUUUAGUGUUUCCAUCUUUUUUUUUGUUCAGUCUUCUCUUCUGGUCUCUUUUAUUAUUUCGCGUCUCAUCUCUUUUGGAGACCUCUUUUUCAUUUUGUUACCUCUUUCUCAUUUCGUGUUCCCUUCUCUUUUAUUCCGCCUUCUCUUCUGGUGUCCUUUAUAAUUUUGUGUCUCUUGUCUUUUGGAGUCCAAUUUUUCAUUUAGUCUUCCCUUUUUUUUUGUUGCGUCUUCUCUCCUGGUAUCAUUUAUUAAUUCGUGUCUUUUGGAGACCUCUUUCUCAUUUCAUUUUCUCUUACCUUUUAUUGCGUCUUCACUUCUGGUGUCCUUUAUUAUUUCGUGUCUCAUCUUUCUCAUUUAGUGUUCUUUUUUUGGGGGGCUUUUCCUUUUCUCUUUUUAAUGUGUCUUCUCUUCUGAUGUCCUUUCUUUUUUCGUGUCUCUUCUUUUUGGAGUCUUCUUUCUCAUUUAGUGUUCCUUUCUGUUUUGUUGCGUCCCCGCUUCGGGAGAUCCUUUCUUUUUCCGUGACUCUUCUCUUUUGUAGACCUCUUAUCUCAUUUACUCUCCAUUCUUUUUUGUUGCGUCUUUUUUCCCUUCUCUUUUUAAUGCGUCUUCUCUUCUUGUGUCCUUUCUUUUUUCGUGUCUCUUUUCUAUUGGAGACGGCUUUCUUAUUUAGUGUUCCCUUCAUUUUUGUUGCGUCUUCACUUCGGGGGUCUUUUCUUUUUCCUUGUCUCUUCUCUUUUGAAGACCUCUUUCUCAUUUAUCCACUUUCUCAUUUAGUCUUUUCUUCUUUUUUUUGUUGCGUCUACUCUUCUGGUGUCCUUUAUUAUUUCCUGUCUCAUCUCUUUUGGGGACGUCUUUUUCAUUUAGUGUUCCCUUCUUUUUUGUUGCGUCUACUCUUCUGUGUUCCCUUCUUUUUUUGUUGCGUCUACUCUUCUGGUGUCCUUUAUUAUUUCCUGUCUCAUCUCUUUUGGGGACGUCUUUUUCAUUUAGUGUUCCCAUCUCUUUUGUUGCGUCUACUCUUCUGGUGUCCUUUAUUAUUUCCUGUCUCAUCUCUUUUGGGGACGUCUUUUUCAUUUAGUGUUCCCAUCUCUUUUGUUGCAUCUACUCUUCUGGUGUUCUUUUCUUUUUUCGUGUCUCUUCUCUUUUGGAGUCCUCUUUCUUUUUUAGUGUUCCCUUCUUUUUUUGUUGUGUCUUCUCUUCUGGUGUCCUUUAUUAUUUCGUGUCCCUUCUCUUUUGGAGACUUUUUUCUCAUGGGUCGUCUUUCUUAUUUGGUGUUCCUUUUUUUGUUGUGCCGUCUGUUCAUGUGUCCUCUCUUCUUUUUCGGUUCUCUUUUCAUUUCCCCUUCUCCUUUGAUGUUCACUUUCUCUCUUAGUACUCACUAUAGUGUUCCCUUCUCGUCUGAUGCCUUAGGGAUUUCCUUAUUUUGUUUCAUGAUUAAUCCGGACCUGUUUAUAGAAAAGCUCUUGACCAACAAAUAA
Molecule: messenger RNA, 2007 nt
Organism: Acanthosepion pharaonis
Lineage: Eukaryota; Metazoa; Mollusca; Cephalopoda; Sepiida; Sepiidae
Source: the annotation of a GenBank genome assembly